Messenger RNA from Alosa sapidissima (American shad), 1847 nucleotides. RefSeq names its product collagenase 3-like. Gene Ontology annotation, molecular function: metalloendopeptidase activity; zinc ion binding. Gene Ontology annotation, cellular component: extracellular matrix. NCBI's taxonomy places the organism in Eukaryota, Metazoa, Chordata, Actinopteri, Clupeiformes, Clupeidae. The record is from RefSeq and is a predicted model, not a curated record. Gene Ontology annotation, biological process: extracellular matrix organization; proteolysis; collagen catabolic process. The coding region runs from base 39 to 1442 and encodes 467 amino acids. The transcript is spliced from 10 exons.
CAAGAAAACAUUAACCUGUGGAUGAAAAGAGAAGAAGCAUGAAUAACUUCAGUGUGUGCGUUUUCCUCACUCUGGUGAUUGCAGCUCACGCCAACCCAAUAACGACAGCUUCCAACAGCAUUGAUGACGAUGUGGUCCAGAACUACCUGAAAAGAUUCUAUGACUUGGGAAUGGAGAGUGAGUCUUCUGGUCUAUUCAAGACAAGCCAGCUACAAUUGAAGCUAAAAGAGAUGCAGCAGUUUUUUGGACUCCGUGUGACAGGAAAAAUGGACUCUGAAACGCUGGAGGUCAUGAAGAAGCCCCGCUGUGGUGUUCCCGAUAUGGCUGCCUACACCACUUUUGGAGGCCACAAAUGGCCCACCAACAAGCUGACUUACAGAAUCGAAAAUUACACUCCAGAUAUGCCAGCGGCUGAAGUGGACAGUGCCUUGGCAAAAGCUCUACAGAUCUGGGCAAAAGUAACACCCCUGAGGUUUACCCGUAUCUACACUGGAACAGCCGAUAUCAUGAUAUCGUUUGCUAGCAGAGAGCACGGCGAUGGCUACCCAUUUGACGGGCCAGAUAACACUCUAGCUCAUGCCUUUGCACCAUCAAGUGGAAUUGGAGGUGAUGCGCAUUUUGAUGAAGAUGAGACCUUCACUUUCGGCACCCCAGCUGGGUAUAACUUGUUCCUGGUGGCUGCCCAUGAAUUUGGACACUCUCUUGGCAUGGGCCACUCCGCGGACCCUGGUGCUCUCAUGUAUCCAGUGUACAUUUACAGAGAUCCUGACAGCUUUAUUCUACCACAGGAUGAUGUCAAAGGAAUACAGUCAAUUUACGGUCCGAACCCUGACACUGUUGACCCUGAACCUACAGCUCCCCCCACCCCUAACGCCUGUGAUCCCAAACUCACACUUGACGCAGUCACAAGUAUGCGUGGAGAGUUGAUAUUCUUCAAGGGCAGCUUCUUCUGGCGUAGUUAUCCGCUGAAACCAAAUCCUGAGCAACAUCUCAUCAAGAGCUUCUGGCCUGAUGCUCCUGAGAAUAUUGAUGCCGCCUACGAGGACCCAGAAACCCAACAAGUGUUCCUCUUUAAAGGUCAAAAGGUCUGGGCCCUCUAUGGCUAUGACUUGGUGAAGGGUUAUCCAAAGAGCCUGAGCAGUAUGGGCUUGCCAGACACUGUGAAGAUGGUCACCGCUGUGCUCAGUGACCCUGAAGCUGGAAAGACUUUGUUCUUCGUUGGUGAAGAUUAUUACAGCUAUGAUGACACACAAAAGGCAAUGGACAGGGGUUACCCUAAAGCAGUUGCAGAUGGUUUUCCUGGAAUGAGUGGAAAAGUCACAGCAGCAAUCCACUUCAGAGGUUUUGCCUACCUCUACAGUGGCCCCAUCAUGUUCGAGUACAGUCUUAGGUCCCGAAGACUUUUCCGUGUGCUAAAGACUAGCUAUUUGCUAAAUUGCUAGUAACAAUAAAUGAGUUUUGAUCUUUUUGCUAAAAAUUCAAUGUUUUUACUUGCUGCUACAGAAUGACCACAAAGUAUUUAAACUUUUAGAAUAUUUAAUUUAUUCGGCCUAUGAUAUGUUGUUAUGAUAUGUAGUAACAAUAAAUGUGUUUAGACCUUUUUUCGCUAAAAAUGCAAUGAUUUUACUUGCUGGCACAGAAUGACCACAAAGUAUAGAUUUAAACUUUUAUAAUAUUUAAUUUAUUCGGCCUUUGAUAUGUUGUUAUGACAUGUGUGCUUGUAAUCUAAAUAUAUCUAUCUAUCUAAAUAAUCUAAAUGAAAAUGAUUGAUUAUUUAAAAGUAUUGUUUUAAUGUUUUAAAUAUAGCAAUACAUUCAACUGCAAUGUUUAAUAAAGUAUUGAACUAG